Molecule: messenger RNA, 1508 nt
Organism: Ascoidea rubescens DSM 1968
Lineage: Eukaryota; Fungi; Ascomycota; Saccharomycetes; Ascoideales; Ascoideaceae
Exons: 1
Coding region: 210-1508 (432 amino acids)
Source: RefSeq, a predicted model, not a curated record
GUUUCUUCUGCUGUUUCUGCUGUUUCUUCUUCUUUUGCUGCUUUUGCUACUUUGUUGGUCGAAAAUGACGUGAUCAGAGAUCCGGGCCGAGGGUGGAUCCAAAACGGAAAUAAAAUUCAAUAAAAAUAAAAAUAAAAAAUAAAUUUAUAAUAAAGAAAUAACUAUAAAGAAAAAAGAAAAGAGCAAACACAGCUUUCAACACAAUUCAAAUGCACAGAGGAGGCUACAGAGGAAGCAGAGGAAGCAGAGGCAGCUACAGAUCCAGGGGAUCAUCUAACUACAGAGGGUUUUACGCCAGCCAUGGCUACGAAGGCAGCUCUGAGUACCAGAGCAACUAUCCUCGAUACAACGACACCAAAGCUGAUUCACGACCAUACAGUCUGAGGGACUACUAUCUGAGGGACUACAAGAGAGAGUACCACCAGAGGGAUUAUCCCAGAGAGUACCACCAGCGAGACUACAGCCAGAAAGACUAUCGACGACCCUACCCAGGUCCAAGAGACUACUCCAGAUCAAAGUCAAGAGAUGCUCAGGAACAGGAGAAUGAUCCCAAAAAUGGUGACGCUGCUUACGAAGACGAUAAACAGAUCAACAACACUGAUCCCAACGAGAGGAACGAUGCACACUACAAAGAGAACGAAAACGAUAACGACAAUCACAAUGAUCGCCCCCAGACCAACGAUACCAAAUCCAUAAAACCUGAAAACCAAGGCAAUAGCAAAGAAGUUUCCACUUUACAACAGAACAACAAUAAACCUAUAAACACAAGGAGCAAGAAUCCUGCUCCAAUUUACAAACAAAACACAUAUCACAAUGCCUCCAAAAGCUACAACGGUUACAACAACAGCUACAACAAAUAUAACAACUACAACAACUACAACGAUUACAAUGAUUACAACAGCUACAACAGCUAUGAAACUGAAAAAUAUAAAAACGAUAACUACAAAAAGGAUACCUACAAUGGCCCAAAAUAUAGCAAAAAAUACAGCUCAAAUACUCACCAUAAUAUCCCAUAUAAUCAUAGAGUAUCUUCACACACUCACUCAAGUUCAAAUCCAAACUCAAGUUCAAAUACCAAUACAAACACUCCAUUAUCUUCAAAUACUCCCAAUAUUAAUAACCCAAACAACAAUAACAAUAACAAUAACAAUAACAAUAACAAUAACAAUAACAAUAACAAUAACAAUAAUAAUAACAAUAAUAAUAAUAAUAAUAAUAAAGUAAUACUAACAAUGGAAAAUAACACACUAAUUAAUGAUCCUAUUUUAAAUUACCCAAUUCCUGAAUUAUAUUCCUUCAAUCUUAUCAAAAUUGAGGAUAAGGCCCUAAAUACUCAAUUCAUUAAUAAUUACAAAAAAUUAAACCAAAUUAAUGAAAAUUUAAAUUCUUUACUAUUAAAAAAUAAGAAAACUUAUAAAACCUAUGAAAAUUACAAAAAAUUGUCUGUUUUAAAUAAUUUAAAUGUUCAUUUAACUAACGACUCAUUAGAAAGAUUGAUUACUUAUUAA